Apis dorsata (giant honeybee) is the source of this 1541-nucleotide messenger RNA. RefSeq names its product neuropeptide SIFamide receptor-like. The transcript has 3 exons. The coding region runs from base 54 to 1484 and encodes 476 amino acids. Gene Ontology annotation, biological process: G protein-coupled receptor signaling pathway. Gene Ontology annotation, molecular function: peptide binding; neuropeptide Y receptor activity. Lineage: Eukaryota; Metazoa; Arthropoda; Insecta; Hymenoptera; Apidae. The record is from RefSeq and is a predicted model, not a curated record. Gene Ontology annotation, cellular component: membrane.
ACGACGCGGAGUUCGUUUGUACAACGGUAGACGAACGAGAUAUAUCCUCCCCGAUGCUUCAACCACCGUCUCCCCCCGCGGAGAUGGCAUCGCUUCGUUUGCCGGACUCGGAGGAGUUCGACGUGGACCCCCGCCGAAGGAGCAACAACGGAAAUGGGCCGGGCACGACGGGGUCGGCCGUCCCGCCGGCCACCGUCUCCACCCUCCUCCAGAUGAGGGAAGAGGCGGGCGAUUAUCUGAACAACCUGAUCGCCGAGGCGUUCGCCACUAGCCCCGGCAGGCCGCCCAUGGAGGCGGGGCACGGGGGGGGCCUGUUGAACGCGAGCAAAACGGCGAACCUGACCGCGGCUGACGCGCCGGUCAUACCUGUGGACAGAUUGUACAGGCACAGCAUGGCGAUGUCGGCUGUUUAUUGUGUCGCUUACGUUCUAGUAUUCGUGGUCGGUCUGAUCGGGAACAGUUUCGUGAUCGCCGUGGUGUACAGGUCCCCCCGGAUGAGGACCGUCACGAACUUCUUCAUCGUGAACCUCGCGGUGGCCGACGUCCUGGUCAUCGUGUUCUGCCUACCGGCCACACUGUUGAGCAACAUAUUCGUACCAUGGUUGCUGGGAUGGUUCAUGUGUAAAGCUGUCGCUUAUAUACAGGGCGUAUCCGUGGCGGCCUCUGUCUACAGCCUUGUUGCGGUUUCCCUGGACAGGUUCCUGGCAAUCUGGUGGCCCCUAAAGUGUCAGAUAACGAAGAGGAGGGCCCGAAUGAUAAUAGUGGUGAUCUGGUUCAUCGCCCUCACAACAACCUCCCCGUGGCUCCUCUUCUUCGACCUGGUCGCCAUUUACAAAGACGAUCCAGACCUGAGGCUCUGCCUAGAGGUGUGGCCACACCCGAAGGACGAAACCCUCUUCUUCCUGAUCGGCAAUCUGACGUUGUGCUACGUACUUCCCACGAUCCUCAUCUCCCUCUGCUACAUCCUGAUCUGGAUCAAAGUGUGGCGGAGGCACAUACCCUCGGACACGAAGGACGCCCAAAUGGAGAGGAUACAGCAGAAAUCGAAGGUGAAGGUGGUGAAAAUGUUGGUCGUGGUCGUCAUACUGUUCGUCCUCUCGUGGCUACCCCUCUACGUGAUCUUCACUGUGAUCAAGCUGGGCGACGAGCAAAGGGAGGACGAGAUCGUCCCCAUAGCGACGCCGAUCGCCCAGUGGCUGGGUGCGAGCAACUCGUGCAUCAAUCCGAUCCUGUACGCCUUCUUCAACAAAAAGUAUCGGCGGGGCUUCGUUGCAAUUCUGAAGAGCGGCCGCUGCUGCGGCAAGAUCAGGUACUACGAGACAGUGGCUAUGAUGUCCUCGUCCACGAGCAUGAGGAAGUCCUCGUACUACGUGAACAACAACAACAACAACAACAACAACUCGUCGACAAGAAGGACCUUCCACGGGCCCCCUGUCCACCAGGAGAGCAACGUCUCGUACAUAUUCAACCACACCGGCGUCUAAAAUCGUCUGAUCACGACACAGAUUUGAUGAGAUUUCAUGUUUAUUCCUGGAGGCUGG